GCUAUCUUAGCUACUGUUGACCCCAGGCUACCUACACACCAGCGGCAGUCGUUGGCUUGGUGCCUGAUGCGCAAUCACGAUGUGUUUGCCCUUACUACUCGACAACUGGGCUGAUUAUGAGCGCCGCUACAGCCGCAGCUCGGCAUGCCCAGCUGCCGACCGAACCGGAGUACCAGGACUCCCGAGUGCAGCCCGUGGCCACCGCCAUGGGGGGAGAGGCGACCAGCAAGCGUGUGCGCGUCCGGCUGCUAGGGCCCUCGGGCCUGAAGCAGGCCAUGCUGGCGCACUGUCAAGCCCUCGGCGACUGCAUUGAGCUGGGGCGGGACCCCGCAGAUGGCCAGCCGCUGUGGGGCAAGGUGGCCGAUGCCCUACACCUACUCCUCACUACGUACUGGAUCUCUGGCGUCAACGUGCGCAUCACAGCGGCUGCCCUGCCCGCCUUCCUGGCGCUCGCCCUAGCUGUGCCGGGGUCCGACCAGGCAUACAAGGAGCACUUGGUGCAGACCUUCCAGUCCGCCCACUGGGCCCAGCAGCCACGCCAAACCGCCCUCGCAGCUGGUGGCCGGCGGGUGUGCGUCCAUGUGCCAGCCACUCUCAACCUACCCCGGCACCAGGCAUACCGCAUGGCCCUCACCGGCGGUGGCACAAUGACGGGCAAGCUGACGCUGGACAAAGGAAAAGUGCCGCGGCCGCCACACCGCCUGCUGCCGCCUAAGUGGGCGACACAGCCGCCCCCCAGCCGUGACACGGGUGUGGCUGGAACUGCCCCGGGCAGCAGCAACGGCGGAGGCACUGGCGGUGCCAGCCCCUCUAGCGGCAGCGCAGGUGCGGCCGGCAAUGCCCCCAGUAGCAGCCGCGGUGACGGUACCGGUGGCGGCAGCCCCCCUGGCGGCAGCGCAGGUGCGGCCGGCAAUGCCCCCGUGAGCAGCAGCGGUGGCGGCCGAACCCCUGGCGGCAGGGCAGGUGCGGCCGGCAAUGCCCCUAGUAGCAGCAGCGGUGACGGCACCGGUGGCGGCAGCACCCCUGCCGGCAGCGCAGGUGCGGCCGGCAAUGCCCCCGCGAGCCGCAGCGGUGGCGGUACCGGUGGCGGCAGCGGCAGCACAGGUGCGACCGGUAAUGCCCCCAGUAGCAGCAGCGGUGACGGUACCGGUGGCGGCAGCCCCCCUGCCGGUAGCACAGGUGCGGCCGGCAAUGCCCCCGAUAGCGGCAGUGGUGGCGGUACCGGUGGCGGCAGCCCCCCUGGCGACAGCGGUGGAGGCAGCCAGGGCCCCUCCGGCGGACCCUCACCUGCCCCCAGCCGGCAGAAGACACCACUGCGGUUCCCAGAGGAUGUGCGCCAACACUUCAGGGCCUACUAUCAGGGGGCCACCCCCAACCCACUACCGGGACCCGCCCCGCCCCCAGUAGCUGGCAACGCGGGCAGUGCACCGCCUACGAGCGCUGGCGCACCCAGGGCACCGGGCCCCAGCGCUGCCCCAACCUCAGGCACCAGUGCAGAAGCGCGGGCAUACGCGCAGGCGUACGAGGAGUACAAACAGCUGCAGACGAGCCCGGCGGCAGGAGCAGGCGGAGCCGGGGCCACAACGGGGGGUCCGGCAGGGGCAGCACCAGUAGCAGCUUGCGAUCCGGCCUUCCAGCAACUACUGGCCCGGUACCGCCGGGCUACUGGCUGCCCAGCCGGGGGGCAGGGCUCCACAGCAGGUGCCGACCCCACAGCCACUACAUCUACACCGGCGGCCACCACCGCCACCCCCGACCCUGGCCCGCCCACCACCGUGGGCUCCGCAGCCUCAGAAUCGGCGGACGGGGAUGCAGGCAGUCUGCUCACGGGCCAGGGUGGGGUCGGGGUCAUGGACAUCACACCGCCACCAACCAACCAGCCCCAGCCAACUGCAUGGAGCCAGCCGUCCCCGGGACUCAACGACGUGCGCGCCCAGCUCUUCCACAACAGCCCGCCAUUGGGCGCCGCAGGACCAGACCUGAGGAGCCAGGGCCGCGGCACCCACAGCAGCAGCCAGUCCAGCGCUCUCCUGGGAGGGGACAACACCAACGGCAGCCAAGCCGGCCCUAGCGCCCAGCAGGCCCGCCUCCUGUUCAAGGAGCACCUGAAACGCCUGGAUCGUGCUGGCCACUCGAGGCAGCAGUUUGCGCCACGGCAGUGCCCCCACCCUAUGGCACACUGGCCCACAGAGCCGGCAGGGGGCUUCCCCAAGUCGCCCGACGCCCACACCGGGCUCCCGGCGCGCGCGGUGAUUGAGUGGUUCAACAGGCUGUCAGAUGGCGAGAAGUACUGCAAACAGCCCAAACAGACGCAAACAGACGCACAGACAGCAGCCCAGGCGGGAUUGGCGUCCCUCAUCCACGCGCUGACUGUGGCCAAGUCACGCAACAGCCUGUGGAAGUACGACGAGGCCACACCACCACCCAACCCGCUCGAAAGCGCGGACAUGGAGGCCUUCUGCUUCCCAGACGGCCGCCCUCCACCGCCGUCGGCGGCGGGCUCCCCCCGCCGGUAGUUGACGCUGCCAGCAGGCACGGGUGCGGCCGUUGGGCCGCCGCACCCGCUACGCAUAGCUACCCACAACAUGCAGAGCCUGCGUUUGCCAGGCGCGGCUCGGCGGGUAGCAGCAGCGGCACGGAUUUGGGCGGAGCUACGCUUGGAUAUCAUCUGCCUCCAGGAAACACACUGGACGUGCAGGGCAGACCAGGCAGCGUUUGAGCAGACCCUACAACUAAUUGCGU
Chlamydomonas reinhardtii is the source of this 2742-nucleotide messenger RNA. RefSeq lists its product as uncharacterized. The record is from RefSeq and is a predicted model, not a curated record. The coding region runs from base 117 to 2516 and encodes 799 amino acids. The transcript has a single exon. NCBI's taxonomy places the organism in Eukaryota, Viridiplantae, Chlorophyta, Chlorophyceae, Chlamydomonadales, Chlamydomonadaceae.